This is a messenger RNA of Prionailurus viverrinus (fishing cat), 745 nucleotides long. It is a transcript of the gene CETN1, whose product is annotated as centrin 1. Gene Ontology annotation, biological process: centriole replication; mitotic cell cycle; nucleotide-excision repair. The transcript has a single exon. Gene Ontology annotation, cellular component: centriole; centrosome. The coding region runs from base 52 to 570 and encodes 172 amino acids. The record is from RefSeq and is a predicted model, not a curated record. Lineage: Eukaryota; Metazoa; Chordata; Mammalia; Carnivora; Felidae. Gene Ontology annotation, molecular function: calcium ion binding.
GCGCGGUGACUCUGCGGUGGCACCGUUAAAGGUAACAACCGUCGCAGGAGGAUGGCUUCCAGCUUUAAGAAGCCAAAUGUGGCCUCUACCAGCCAGAAAAGAAAAGUGGGUCCUAAGCCUGAACUCACUGAAGAUCAGAAGCAAGAAGUUCGUGAAGCAUUUGACCUCUUCGAUGCUGACGGAAGUGGGACCAUCGAUGUGAAGGAGCUGAAGGUGGCCAUGAGAGCCCUGGGUUUUGAGCCCAGGAAGGAGGAGAUGAAGAAGAUGAUCUCCGAAGUGGACAAGGAAGGCACAGGGAAAAUCAGUUUCAAUGACUUUUUGGCCGUGAUGACUCAGAAGAUGGCCGAGAAAGACACCAAAGAAGAAAUCCUGAAGGCUUUCAGGCUCUUUGAUGACGAUGAAACUGGGAAGAUCUCUUUCAAAAACCUAAAGCGCGUGGCCAACGAGUUAGGGGAAAAUCUCACCGACGAGGAGCUGCAGGAAAUGAUAGACGAAGCCGAUCGGGAUGGAGAUGGCGAAGUGAACGAGGAAGAGUUUCUUCGGAUCAUGAAGAAGACCAACCUAUAUUAAAGUGGGUUUCUCCCGCAAGCAUAGUUAGAGACAUUGAGUGGCUCAUUGAGUUCCCUGCAUCCUUCCAUUUUGCGAAACCUUGAGUUAGAGGACAGCGCUAUCUUCAACCCCAAUUUGUCUAUAUACUUCUAUUUCCAAAUCUCUGGCUCAAUUAUAGAAUUUUAAAGAUGCUUUU